AUUUUGUAAUCUUCUACACCUUCCACCCCCGUAACGUUGUGGCAAUCGCAACAUCAUCGUCUCGGCUGUGACGAUGUUUCUCUUUCAGUCCUGUUUAUCGCAUCCCGUAUAUCCAACGUGUGGGGGACACUCCAUGCUUCUUCCUUUUAGCAACAACAAAACGUUGGCUUUGACAAGUUCAGGUGAACAGACAUCUGACUGUUCAAAAAAAGUAACUAGUAGCAACUUUUCUUGAAAAUCGACAAAAUUUGGGCAUCAUGGUGUUAUCAAGUACCUGCAGUAAAAGGCUUUAUCCCCCAAAGACAUUCAUGUUGACAUGGUUGCCACAUUAGAGGAUGACGAACCAGCUUUAUCAACAUUGCAAAAGUCGACAGCUGAAUUUAGGAGGGGAAGGGAGAGUCUUGAAGUUGACCCAAGAUCUGCACAUCCUGCAACUGUCAACACCAAGGAAAACAUCAAUUGCAUUCACCACAUGGUGAUGGAUGACAGUUGAUUAACUAUAAACCAAAUAAGCCAAUGCUAUUAGCAUAUCUCAUGAGAGAGUUAAGAAUAUUCUGUAUAAUGAACUUGGCAUGACAAAGGUUUCUUCUCAGUGGGUGCCACUAUUCUGACACCUGAUCAAAAACGCAACAAGCUGAUCAUAUCACAGGAAAAUCUGACAUUGUUUGAAGUAGAACUAGCUGGUUUCCUUAAACAUUCUCUAAGCCAGGAUGAACAUUUUCUAAGCCAGAGAGAAAGAGACAAUCCAUGUAGUGGAAACACUUCUCAACUGCUCCAAAGAAGGCCAUGGACGUUUCAUCCACAGGGAAGGUGAUGCCUUAGUUUUUUGGGAUGCCAAAAGCAUUAUGCUUAUUGACUAUUUUCAAAAGGGCCACACCAUCAAUGGAGAGUACUGUGCCAACUUGCUGAGGCAAAUUACGAAAGGCUGUGAGUAACAAACGUCCAGGAAAACUGAUGAAAGGGUCUUGUAUCAUGAGGACAAUGCUCCAGCAUACAAGUCCUUGGUUUCAACGGCUGCUGUGCAUGGCUGUGGCUUUGAACUGGUUCAUCAAUUUCCCUAUUCUUUUGAUUCGGCCCCAUCUGUCUAUCGUCUAUUCCCCAACGUACAAAAAUGCUUGGCUGGGAACUAGUAUAUGGUAAUUACUUCUUUGAUCAACAGGAUGAAAGCUUGUUCACCAAUGGGAUCAGCACUGUAACACCAAUGGAAGAAGUGUAUGGGCAGCAAGGGCAACUUUGUGGAGCAGUAUUCUUCUGAGGCUCUGCCAAUGUCCACGUUAUACUCAAAGAAUAUAUUUAACAGCUUCAAAGCUAUAACAGAAACUUCAUCCAAUAGUGAUUGUGAUACUGCUUCACUGUCUUCUAGUAGACAUUGAAAAAUGGGAACUUUUGGUGGACAUGCCCUACCAGGAACAUUCUUCCUACUCUUUGCCUUUUGGUACACAGUACAAAUUUUCAAUCGGUAUUUCCAGUGCCGCAAAAGAAACGCUCGCUUUACAUCCACAGUGACUUUUCCAUGCACAUGUUUGUGUGGUCGACUGAAAAAAUGGCCUCUAGAAUCUAUAAUGAAAAUUGUCCUAGUUGUAAUUGGUUUUAGCGGAGAAAUAAUUACAGGCUUGCGACCUGGACCAUAUGUUAUCUUGGGAAAUGGCCAACAUGCCACGAUGUUUUUUGCCUUUGGUUUGUCUGGUGUAGUAGAACUGUUGUUGUUUUUUAAAGCACCUCUGCCAACAGAUGUUGACUACAUUGCUAAUAUACUGGCUUUUACAAUUGAGCUUGUGUUGUUUAGAUUUCAUCUUCAUGGAAGAUCAGAACUCGAUGUAUUACUGCACGUGCUUCUUACCUAUGUCAUCAUCGCCAGUUUAAUCUCAGCCUUUAUUGAAAUGAAAUUUCGACAUAACGUUUUGGCACCUCUUGCAAGAACUUAUUUUGUAAUGUUACAGGGAUCUUGGUUCUGGCAAGUUGGCUUCAUACUGUAUAGGCCUUUCCCAGGUAAAUCUCCAUGGAAGGGUGAUGACCACAGCCAAAUGAUGCUGAUCACUAUAUACUUUGCUUGGCACAGUAUCGCCUGCUUUAUCAUUAUCCUGCUGCUUGGAGGUAUUGUUAGCUGCUAUCAAAAAGGUCGUGGUGUUUCUUAUGUUGAUGAUGAUAUGAUUAUGAAACGUUUAAUUCACACAGGAACCAAUGGCCAAACACUUGUGAGUCUCAAUGAUGACAGCGAGAGUGAUAUAGAAUACCAAAAGCCUUCAACCGUCAAAUAAUACUGAAUAGUUUCAUUCUAUAUCUCCAUUGGUGAUAGUCCAGUUUUAUGUUCAUGUUUUACAGAUCUAUCACAUACAAUUCCUUAAAAUAUUAAGGGCAAAUGAUAGUCUUUAGCAAAUUUUGUGCUUCAUAGACUACAGAAUAAUCUGCUGUUUGGUUGAUACAUGUGGGAUUAUUUUUCCAAUUAUCAUGAUACUCUGGGAAAAUGAAAUCUUUCAAAACCAUUAUUUUGUUCAUUUCUGUUACCUCAUAAUAUUUGCUCAAUUAACUCAAUUACUAGCUUAUUUCACAUGUGCUCAAGACAUCAGUUUUCAUCCUCUCCUUAAAUUGUCUUAAAAUUCUUUCUUUGAUAAAAGAAAUAAAAUGUUAAUAAUAUUCAGCCCUUCUUUCCCCUCCCCUACUAAAUGCAGCUGUCACAAUAGAUCCUCUUUUUGCCAUUGUGACUUAAGUUUAAAACAAUGUUCUAGCAAGUUAACAUUUUCCUCUGGUUCUGCAUUUUACCUUUUAUUUUUACAUAUAUAUAUAUAUAUAUAGGUAUGGCCAAAAGUCACCCAACAGUAAAUCAAAAUUCCAUAAAUACUAUCUAUAAUUCUGUAUUGACUCAAAUGGAAAAAUGUGUCACUAAAGAAGGACUUUAGCUUGAACAAUUUUCAUGAUGUUUCAUAUUUAGAUGCUUUUAUUAAAUUCAUUCAGUUGUUAACCAUAAAUAAAUCUUGGAAUUAAAUGGCUUUGAUUUACUGUCAGAUGACUUCUGGCCAGCCUUGUAUAUAUAUAUAUAUAUUAGCUAAAAGUUAAAAUGUAUUUCAUGCCUAUUGGUCUUUUAGGUCAAAUAGAACACUUUGAUGCUGCUCUUGUUCCUAAAAAAAAGGAAUGUUUUUUUUUCUCUUUUUUUUUGUUUUUUUUUUCCAUCAGAACUCCUCUUUUUACCUUGUUAUAGAAAAGUACUUGGAAUAUAGAAUUGGUUGCCUUCAAUGCUGCUAAAAAGAAAAAAGUCUGAUUUUUUACAAAUACAAGCAUUCAUACCAAUUUGUAGAAACUUUUUGUAUUACUGGAAAUAUUUAUUAGUCUUUUUUUUUAAGUUGAAGCAACUCUUGUGUGUUUCUAACAAGAAUCUGUAAUGUUGUUGACCUCAUGCUAUAUCGCAUUGAUUAGAAACGUCCUUAUCAAGACAAAAAAUAUAAAAAAGAAACAGAAUUUUGAUUCUUUUUCAUCAACCAUUUUAAUCCAUCAUUGUAUGGCAGCUGAUAUUUCACUCAUAUUUUUAACAUAUCUGAAAAUCUUUUCUGUUUAUUCUCAUAACUGUAUCCAUAUUACCAUUUGUGGUUUGAUUGAUACAUAUUCAUGGCUGCCCUACUCACUCUCUUCAUUUCAUCAAUAUCCGCCCAAUGUGCCCAAGAAUUAACUAUUUACAAGUGACUAAUUUAUUACAAGAUUAUUUUUAGAACAGUCUGUUUGGUUAAUUUCUCAAUAAGAUUCCAAUAAAUGUUUUUUGUUUUGUUCUCAGAAUAGCAAAACCAUGAAUAAACAAUAUAACCUUCAGCAAUAGAAUUGGAAAGUUUGGAACACCAUUAGGGUAAAAUAAAAAAAUCACAAAAAAAAAUCACUGAAUAAAAAAAAAUGUUUGAUAAAUGAAAGCACAAUGAUGAAAAAAUAUAUUGGGAAAUGAUCAAUAAUCAUAUAGAGCGAAAUUUAAAAUUAAAUUAAAGUGAAAUGAACAAAACUUAAGAGGUGAAAUAUCAUGACAUGAACCCAUUAAUAUUGACAUUGUCAUUCAACAAUCUGGUCCAGAAAGCUUUAUGGAUCUAUACUAUUGAUUUUGUUCCAAAACAGUUCCAUCUGUCAUAGUUCCAAACACAGUAAACUUCAUAUAGAAACAGCUAAUAACUAGCAGGAAUAUAUCUGGCCAAUGUAUAUAUAUAUAUUUGUUAUAUAAAUGAACAGUCUUUUGGCAAGACUUAACAAAGCUGAACAAAUCCUUUAUAACUAACUGUUGAGGCCUGCCAUUAUUGUUUAAUCAAUAAACUAUCAGACUCUGAAUUAUAAGCAAGCUACCAUAGUCACAGUUUGAAAAUGAGAUUCUAUUUUGUUAAUUUCCUCACUGUAAUUGAUAUACCCUUCAAAUCACAUAAGUCGUCUGUGUGUCUGGUGUAAAGUUAAUAUCUCAUUUGUCAUUUGUGAAGGUUGGUUUCAAAGAAAAUAAUGAGUGUGGCUGUAGACUUGACUUAUGGGGUUUUAUUCAUAGAAAAGAAGUCUGUGUUCUCUCGAGUCAUUUUUAUCUGGCAAUACUCAUGAAGAUUAUGCUAUGAUCAAGAGGUCUAAUAAGACUAAAACCUGUCUGGAAUUGUCUCCUUAUUGCCAGUAUCAAACUUACUCUGCAUUGCCCACAUUUUAUUGUUAAUUUUGAUUAAAAUUUCAGGGUUGUCUCCCUUGUCUUUCUUGACCAGAAUUGAUCAUUAAGAUAUUGAUUGUUUGCACUAAUCUUACCGUUCUGGAUUUUUUGUUAGCUUUUUGACUCCUUGCUUUAAAUAUGUUAGCAAAAAGCCAUCAUGUUAAGUUAGUGUUAACAUUUUUUUUAAAGCAUGGAGCUUCAAAAUGUUAACUAGGAAAAAAUAUAUAGGCAGCAAGUACAGAAGACAAUUCCAGUCAUCUUUUGGUCUUAUUAGAAGCUCUUCAGCAAAAUAUAGACUUCACAAACAUAGUCAUUGACUAAUAUUUUUUUACACACUAUAUUUUCUAGUUAGAUUUAAAAUAUUCACUACAUUAAAUAUGUCAACACUAACAUAAUUGUUUUGUCAAGCAGAAGGUAACAAAGGCAAAUUUAUUUUAUGUUUUUUUUUAGCUUGUCAUUGGAAUUUUGGUAUAACAAUUAAAUUCUUCAGGGGAAGCAUAAGGUAAUUUACCUGAAAAGAGUAGGAGUUAUUGUUGUUCAACUUCAAAUCAACCUUCAUCAAGUAGCACACCUUUGACCAAAAGUAUUCCACUUGUGACCCCACCCCUACUCAUGUAGUAGCUCAACCUACUCAAAAUUGUUAACAAAUUUCCAUAUUUUUGUAAAGAGAAGCGAAGAACUAAAUUUGAUUUUAGUAUUAUGAGACUGUUGGUAAUGAGUUUCAUCGAUCAAUAUUAAAACAGAAAAACCAGAAACCUGUGAAAGAAUUUCUGUUGUUAGUCAUCAUAUUAAACCUGCGUCUUCAAAGACGUAAACAUACAAACAAGGUUCUUGCCCAAGGUACCACACCAAUUAUCUCCUUAUAGUCUUAUGUAUGAGUACAACUAUGAUUGUAGUAAAUGUGAGAAAAGGAUGCUAAUAAAAACUAAACUAUAAUCACUGAUGCCAAAAUUCAUAUCAAAUGGAUUAAAACUAUAUCAUUUCAGAAGUAAAUCAAAUGGGACAUUUUUUCCUAGAUUCAUUUCUCAAAAGGAUGAAAGAUUAUUUUGUUAUAGAUAUACAAUUACAAAUGUAAAUUCGGAUGAACAAUAUUUUCAUCUAACUUUUAAAGUUGAACUCAUUUAAUCCUUUUGUUACUAUAUUUCUUUUAGAAUACAUUCCCUUUGUUUCAAUUAAUGAAGAAUUGGGUAAUAUAAUUUAUCAUUAUUAAAUGGAUUUUUGGAACAUAAUGUAAAAUUUUGAUGGGAAGUUUUUAUUUAGCUCACAAUAAAACAGUUUGCAUCAAGGAAUGUGGGACAAUCUCAGUGGGUUGGUAAUGAAGUCAUUUAAACUAUUUUAAUAUUGAUUGCAGCUUUAUUGAAUGUAAUUUAGUAAAAUUUAGAGUUUGGAUAAGUUUGUAUGUCAUAUCUUUCUUGACUGACCCUUCAUCUGACAGAAAAUAGUUUUUCAACUGAAAAAUCUUUCUCUCAGAUGAAGAGGCAGUCACUCAAUGUUAGACUCCUCUUCUCCCCAUGACAUAUCAAGUUAGCCAAACUCAUGAACUUCACUAUGCAAACCCCUUCCCCCUGCCAAUUUCCAUGAACUGUGUGUUUGAUAUAAACAAUUUGUUAUGUGUUGAAUGUACAAUGACCCUUAGGACAUUCUCAGAUCAAAGUUAGUAAAAUAGUUUUUCAAGGUGGAUUGGUAAUUAUUUUGGCUCAAUGGCUAACAGCUUAGAGUUAGUUUAUAGUCCUAUACUUUGAUAUAACUAUUUAUAUUCCAUAGUUUUAAACUGAGAUCAACAUGAAACCUAUAAUCUAACAAUUGUUGCUUAGUUCUAGGCUAGUACUAAAGGUUUCACAGAUUAAAUCAAGCAUUUUAUGUUCUACCAUAGUAUCUUCUUACUGGACAUAAAUUAAUGUUGAAUGCAAUAAAAUAAAUCAUAAAUAUUCUCCAUGAGAGCUACAGGAGUUCAUAAUAUCAAUGCUUAGCUUUGUAUUCGAUUACAAUAUGUAAUGGGAUUCUCUCUACUGAGUAUGAUGCUAAUCAAUUUCAGCUAAGAUUUUCCCAGAGACCAUAAAUCAUCAAAUCUAAUUCACUACUGCACUUCCUAAAUACAUUACUCCUCAAUACUACUACUACUACUACUAAUUAUAGCAACAAUAAUGAUUAUAAUAAUGAUGGUUUCUUUAUUAAGUACAAUGCUAGUAAUUUUGAAGGGAGGAAGUUAAUACCAUUGGUCCUAGUGCUAAUUGUUGACAGUGACUUCAAAGGUUACUGAAAACGACUUAUUCAAACUGUCAUCAAUCAUUGUAAUAUUUCAAUAUGCAUUUAUAGAUCCUUUCAUUCUUUACUCACUAAAAUCAAUCUAGACACAUACAUUCACCAUUUUCUAUUUAGCCAUUGCAACUGCCCACACUAACCCUUUAGGCUAAUCUAUGAGAGAUCACUCCUGAUUCUAUGGUACAGGCUUCCUGUUUAAAGUGAUUCGAAUUAAAAACCUUCCUUCAAAAUUUAAUGUUAAUUUAUGUUCCAAAUACCAGCUUAUUAAUGACAAAGUAGUUUUAAUACAUUCAUUAUUUUCAAAAUUAGUUGAAACUAAGGCAGUGUACUUAAACAGAAACAUAACAAAAUAUGGUUAAAUAAUUAUAUGCAUAAUUUCUUCAAAAAGCAUGAGAAGUUGAAAUGUUCAUGAUUUUCUCACUGAAUAAAUUCAACAUAUAUUUUUAAUCAUUGCAUUUCUCUCCUUUUUAGUUAGUAAUCAGCAAAAGUUUAGCAAAACUGUUUCUACAGAGUGUUGCAUAAAGAUGGGACUUAUGGCCAUGAUUAUAUUUUUUAUUUUCCUUGAGCCCUAGGACUCAAAAAGCUUGUCACCUGGUUUCUAUGGUAUAUAGAUGACCAAGAUCACAACAUUCCCCACUAAAUGAGAUACCAGUCCAUUGCAGGAUCAAGGACAGCAAUUUUUUGAUUGGAGGGAACAAAUCAAUUACAUCAACUUCAAGUAUCUGACUGUUACUGUAUUUUAUUGAUCCCCAAGGGAUGAAAGGCAAAGUAGACCUGAGCAGGAUUUGAGUUUUAUCUGACAUGCUAACGAUUCUGCCAGCUCAUCACCAUGAUUAUAUAUUAUAACACUUUCUUUAAUAAAUGUGUUUGUUCGAGUCCUGGUUCCUUGUAUAUUUAAAAUUAUGUCCCAUCAAUACAAGACACCCUUUAUAAUUUGGUUUUCUGUGUUAAUCAUGUUAUUGUGCCAGCCAAUUCCUGCUAGUGUUUUUUUUGUUUUUUUAAAAUCUUUCCGAAACCUGAAGAGCAUUUUGAACUGUUGAUUUCUCUGGUCUGGAAUAAAUCAUUUUAUGAAACCAAAACAGAAUCUUGAACUAUUUGCAAGAGACUUGUUUCUCCUAUGUAAUCUCAUUAUUUGCCUUGAUUAUUUAUUUUUUAAAACAAUAAAUGUUUGUUUUUUUCCAA
Molecule: messenger RNA, 8092 nt
Organism: Octopus bimaculoides (California two-spot octopus)
Lineage: Eukaryota; Metazoa; Mollusca; Cephalopoda; Octopoda; Octopodidae
Source: RefSeq, a predicted model, not a curated record